Entelurus aequoreus (snake pipefish) is the source of this 4179-nucleotide messenger RNA. Its product is annotated as deoxyguanosine kinase, mitochondrial-like. Bases 1087 to 2025 code for a protein of 312 amino acids. The record is from RefSeq and is a predicted model, not a curated record. The transcript has 8 exons. Gene Ontology annotation, cellular component: mitochondrion; cytoplasm. Gene Ontology annotation, molecular function: deoxynucleoside kinase activity. NCBI's taxonomy places the organism in Eukaryota, Metazoa, Chordata, Actinopteri, Syngnathiformes, Syngnathidae.
GGUUGGCAAAAGUAUCAAAUGAUAACCUCAUCCUCAAAUAAUUGUGUUCUCGUGAGACGUGUAGAAACACCGACUCAACACCGGAGUCAAUGAAGAGAACGUCGUUGUAAGCUUGACCAUUUACUUUUGACAUUUCUUCAUAGAAAAGAUGGUGAAAAACUGAAAAGAACAAAGAGACACAAACACACUUAUUGCCUCUGUACAUAUUUGUCUACUAUGACAUACAAAAUGUAACUGUGAUGUCCCAAAAUGUCCAGCAGAGGGAGACUCCCGUCUGCCUGAAUGACGAACACAUUGUAUCUAAUUCGACAAUUAUAUUUAACAUAUAGGCACUAUUCCCCUUGUUAUCGUGUCUGACAUGUUGUUAACUUGUUAAAGACAACUUACGGCAUUGCUUCUUCGCCGCUUUGUGUAGGGUGGCAACAGAAAUUACUACAGAAGACCGCAACAUGUAUGACUUGCUUUCGAACGAAUUCCAGAAGUAAUUUAGCGGAAUUGAAAUCAUCUAACUGCUGUUUACCGAUUAUAGCAUGCAAUAAAUAUAAACAACUUUAGCUCAAAAUUAAAGCAUUGCAGUCACUAAUACAAAAGUAUUAUCAAGUAAUUAUGUAAAUAAUAUUAACAAUUGACUUCAGGACAACACAUUUUCUGUUACAAAAAAAAUAAAAAUUGUUUUUCUAUCCAAAUACUUUAAAUGCACAUACUUUGUUUUUCUUUUAUAUUUUUAGAAUCUCAUAAUCGUGAGACGUACCGGGGGAUGACAACCACUACAACCGCUUUUUAUUCUGAAACUACAGGAAGUACACGGCCACUUCCGGGUUAAUCUUUGUCGUUCGUCUACAAGUAAUCAACAAACAGCUGAAGUAAAAGUUAUAACAUUGUUAUUUAAGAUAAUAAGUAAGUAAAUGCGUAUCUACAGUAUAACUUAAUAUUUUCCCUGUUAAAGUGCAUUUUAGGUGGUCUCUGCCGUAUGGUUAGCAUAGAUGCUAAAUAGAUGGAAACAGGAGUUAGCAUACAUGCUAAGUCGACGAAAACAUGGGCAAAGAUACAUGAGAUAGUUGCUAUUAACGUAUAAUUAUUGUCACAAUGCUUUUAGUUCGUAAGUGUUGUCUCUUUAAUCGGGUGUACGACUCAAAAACACAAGCUAGCGUACUGCAGGUUUUGAGACAGUUUGAGACGUCUGGCAACUUCCUGCGAGCAAUUAAAGAACCAAAACAAUACGGAAGCACGAUGGCGAAACGAACGAUAUCAUCACAUUCUUCCUCUUCCAACGAAGACGGACAAAGUAGACUGAAGAGAGUUUCCAUUGAAGGAAACAUUGCUGUUGGGAAGUCAACCUUCACACGACUCUUGAAAGCUGCUUGUCAAGACUGGGAGGUGGUGACUGAACCUGUCAGUCAGUGGCAGAACAUUGACAGCGGGCCCUCAAAGGGGACGACAGGUGCACCCCCACAGAAAACUGUGAGCAACCUGCUGGAGAUGAUGUACCGGGAUCCUCAGCGCUGGUCCUACACCUUCCAGACAUACGCCUGCAUGACCCGCUUCAAAACACAACUGCAGCCUCCCCCUGCACGCCUGCUCUCAUCACAAGGAACCCCAGUGCAGGUUUAUGAGCGCUCCAUAUACAGUGACAGAUACAUCUUUGCUUUGAACAUGUAUGAACUGGGAUGCAUUAACGCGACAGAGUGGGCCGUCUACCAGGAUUGGCACUCACUCCUGGUGGAACAGUUUGGACACCGGGUGGCGCUAGAGGGCAUUAUAUAUCUCAAAGCUCCUCCUGAGAAAUGUAUGGAGCGGCUGGAGCGGCGAGGCAGGCCGGAGGAGAAGACCGUGGAACUGGACUAUCUCUACAAGUUACAUCAACAACACCAGAGGUGGCUUGUGGAGAAAAGCACCGAGAUCCAUUUUGACUCGUUGAAAAAGAUUCCUGUGCUGGAGCUCGAUGGCAGUGUGGAGUUUCAGAGUGACGCAACAGUACAAGAGAAGUUUGUCAGUCAGGUGCGGGAUUUCUUCAGUACAUUAUGAGGCGUCAUCAAGUACCUUCAAAUCAAGUUUUUAUGAAGUACUUACUGUAGGACCACCCUCUUAUAACGUUGUUUUUGUUUGAAUCUUUUAUGAUCUAAUGCACAUUGAUUUCACAUAAAGUACACCAAUACAACACCGUAUCUCUACAAUACUCAUGCUGAUUCUGUACAUGGGAACAGUAACAUAAUAGAAAUACAUGUCAGGAUGAUAUAAUGCAGAUUACAACCUCGUGAUGGUGUACAACUGCACUGCAUUACAACUUUUUAGCUUGUUCUAAAAUGUUGGUUACUUGGCUACAGUCCAAUCCCUCGUUUAUUGCUGUUAAUUGGUACCGGAAAUGAUAUUUUCAUAGUUAGAGCAUAACAAAAAACUGUUUAUGAUCUUCUAAAUACAUACAUAUAUAAUUAAAGACCUCUAAAAAAUAAAAUCAUACAUAUAGUCACCUUACACUCAUUUCACACUAUAGUAGCCUUGAGUGUGUUCUACUGUAGGUUACAGUACUGAGCAGGUCCUCCAAGCGUCAUUAUUAUGGCCAUCACCCGCCACUACAACAUGGCCAUGACAUAUAAAUACUUCACACACAUCACAUCCUGGGUAAUUCCUCUUAGGUAGAACUGGCCUUCCAUGUACUGAAACCACGUUUUGCAAAAAGUUGUUCAACUUGACACUCGCAGCUACAACCGUUCGCUUUGAUGCUUGCAUUUUGUGUUAGCAUUGCCGUCUGCGUUUUCGUUCCACACCCCUCAAACCAAAGCUGUGUUAUUGAUGUUGAACAUGAAGUGCAUCAAAAAAGUUAAUUUCCACUUUGGCCGGACAUCUGUUGAAAGUGUACAGCAGUCUUAUUAGCCUAGAGGGCUGCACCAGGUGUCCCAGGCUACGUCCUCUUGUUGUGUUGUUUAGUAGUGUUUAUACUCUUAAGUCCUGCUUGGUGAAUAUUUAUCAAUCGCCACAACAUAAUACUAAUACAAAAUGAAACAAAUACUCGACGGUAAUACAUAUAAUGCAUGAAUAGAACUUAAUUUAACACUUAAGGUCCAAAACAUGUAGAAUAUGCUUUAAAAUGUAAAAAAAAAAAAACUGUACUUGAAAUGUCCACAAUAUUAUAAAUAAGUCUUAGUUUGAAGUAAUUCACAUAUAUACUGUAUGUUUAUAUACAGUAUAGGCCAAAUGUUUGGACACACCUUCUCAUUCAAUGGGUUUUCUUUAUUUUAUUUCUUAAUGUUCAUGACUAUUUACAUUGUAGAUUGUCACUGAAGGCAUCAAAACUAUGAAUGAACACAUGUGGAGUUAUGUACUCAACAAAAACAGGUGAAAUAACUGAAAACAUGUUUUAUAUUCUAGUUUCUUCAAAAUAGCCACCCUUUGCUCUGAUUACUGUUUUGCACACUCUUGGCAUUCUCUCGAUGAGCUUCAAGAGGUAGUCACCUGAAAGGGUUUUCACUUAACAGGUGUCAUAGUUUUGAUGCCUUCAAUGACAAUCUACAAUGUAAAUAGGCAUGAAAAUAAAGAAAACGUUUUGAAUGAAGUGUGUCCAAACUUUUGGCCUGUACUGUGUGUGUGUGUGUGUUUGUGUGUGUGUGUGUACGUGUGUGUGUGUAUGUAUGUAUAUAUAUUAUAUAUAUACACUACCGUUCAAAAGUUUGGGGUCACCCAAACAAUUUUGCGGAAUAGCCUUCAUUUCUAAGAACAAGAAUAGACUGUCGAGUUUCAGAUGAAAGUUCUCUUUUUCUGGCCAUUUUGAGCGUUUAAUUGAACCCACAAAUGUGAUGCUCCAGAAACUCAAUCUGCUCAAAGGAAGGUCAGUUUUGUAGCUUCUGUAACGAGCUAAAGUGUUUUCAGAUGUGUGAACAUGAUUGCACAUGGGUUUUCUAAUCAUUAAUUAGCCUUCUGAGCCAAUGAGCAAACACAUUGUACCAUUAGAACACUGGAGUGAUAGUUGCUGGAAAUGGGCCUCUAUACACCUAUGUAGAUAUUGCACCAAAAACCAGACAUUUGCAGCUAGAAUAGUCAUUUACCACAUUAGCAAUGUAUAGAGUGUAUUUCUUUAAAGUUAAGACUAGUUUAAAGUUAUCUUCGUUGAAAAGUACAGUGCUUUUCCUUCAAAAAUAAGGACAUUUCAAUGUGACCCCAAACUUUUGAACGGUAGUGUACACA